Alternaria triticimaculans is the source of this 1062-nucleotide messenger RNA. RefSeq names its product casein kinase I (gene HHP1). Gene Ontology annotation, biological process: peptidyl-serine phosphorylation; endocytosis; signal transduction. Bases 1 to 1062 code for a protein of 353 amino acids. The transcript is spliced from 4 exons. Lineage: Eukaryota; Fungi; Ascomycota; Dothideomycetes; Pleosporales; Pleosporaceae. Gene Ontology annotation, cellular component: cytoplasm; nucleus. The record is from RefSeq and is a predicted model, not a curated record. Gene Ontology annotation, molecular function: protein serine/threonine kinase activity; ATP binding.
AUGACGACAAUGGACCUCCGCGUCGGCAACAAGUACAGAAUCGGCCGCAAGAUUGGUAGCGGCAGUUUCGGUGACAUCUACCUCGGUACCAACAUCAUCUCUGGUGAGGAGAUCGCCAUCAAGCUCGAGAGCGUCAAGGCGAAGCACCCCCAGCUCGAAUAUGAGGCCCGCGUCUACAAGUCGCUCGCUGGCGGUGUCGGCAUCCCCUUUGUCCGCUGGUUCGGAACCGAGUGCGACUACAACGCCAUGGUCCUGGACCUGCUCGGCCCUUCCCUCGAGGAUCUCUUCAACUUCUGCAACCGCAAGUUCUCCCUGAAGACUGUUCUGCUCCUCGCCGAUCAGCUCAUCUCCCGCAUCGAGUACAUCCACGCCAAGUCCUUCAUCCACCGCGACAUCAAGCCCGACAACUUCCUUAUGGGCAUUGGCAAGCGCGGCAACCAGGUCAAUGUCAUCGACUUUGGUCUGGCCAAGAAGUACCGCGAUCCCAAGACGCACUUCCACAUCCCGUACAGAGAGAACAAGAACUUGACUGGUACCGCCCGCUACGCCUCCAUCAACACUCACUUGGGUGUCGAACAAUCCCGCCGUGACGACAUGGAGUCUCUGGGCUAUGUCAUGCUUUACUUCUGCCGUGGAUCCCUUCCCUGGCAGGGUCUUAAGGCGGCCACCAAGAAGCAGAAAUACGACCGCAUCAUGGAGAAGAAGAUGACGACUCCCACCGAGGUCCUCUGCCGUGGCUUCCCCAACGAGUUCGCCAUCUACCUCAACUACACCCGUUCCCUCCGCUUCGAUGACAAGCCCGACUACUCGUACCUCCGCAAGAUUUUCCGCGACCUCUUCGUCCGUGAAGGCUUCCAGUACGACUACGUGUUCGACUGGACCGUCUACAAGUACCAGAAGAACGCCCAAGCCAUCGCCCAGGCUGCCAACCAGGGCCAGGGCGAGGAAGACGACAAGGGCCGCGGACGCCACGUCACCACCACCGCCGCUGCCAACGCGGGCACGGCAGCUGGCACCAAGCGCGGUCCGGUCAACGCGCGCCAGGAGGGCACCGGAAUGUGA